Messenger RNA from Nezara viridula (southern green stink bug), 105 nucleotides. NCBI's taxonomy places the organism in Eukaryota, Metazoa, Arthropoda, Insecta, Hemiptera, Pentatomidae. The record is from the annotation of a GenBank genome assembly.
AUGAAUGCAAAUGAAAAUUUGAUGAAUCCAAAACCAAAUAGACUAUUAGAAGAAUUCUUUAUCGCAUGGAGAAGAAUAUACAAGGAAACAGAUCACGUAUCCUAG